Molecule: messenger RNA, 660 nt
Organism: Knipowitschia caucasica
Lineage: Eukaryota; Metazoa; Chordata; Actinopteri; Gobiiformes; Gobiidae
Source: the annotation of a GenBank genome assembly
AUGCUGCGGAUCGGGAAGAGCAUGCGCUGGAUCGGGCAGAGCAUGCGCUGGAUCGGGCAGAGCAUGCGCUGGAUCGGGAAGAGCAUGCGCUGGAUCGGGAAGAGCAUGCGCUGGAUCGGGCAGAGCAUGCGCUGGAUCGGGAAGAGCAUGCGCUGGAUCGGGAAGAGCAUGCGCUGGAUCGGGCAGAGCAUGCGCUGGAUCGGGCAGAGCAUGCGCUGGAUCGGGAAGAGCAUGCGCUGGAUCGGGAAGAGCAUGCGCUGGAUCGGGAAGAGCAUGCGCUGGAUCGGGCAGAGCAUGCGCUGGAUCGGGAAGAGCAUGCGCUGGAUUGGGCAGAGCAUGCGCUGGAUUGGGCAGAGCAUGCGCUGGAUCGGGCAGAGCAUGCGCUGGAUCGGGAAGAGCAUGCGCUGGAUCGGGCAGAGCAUGCGCUGGAUCAGGAAGAGCAUGCGCUGGAUCGGGAAGAGCAUGCGCUGGAUCGGGCAGAGCAUGCGCUGGAUCGGGCAGAGCAUGCGCUGGAUCGGGAAGAGCAUGCGCUGGAUCGGGAAGAGCAUGCACUGGAUCGGGCAGAGCAUGCGCUGGAUCGGGCAGAGCAUGCACUGGAUCGGGCAGAGCAUGCACUGGAUCGGGCAGAGCAUGCACUGGAUCGGGCAGAGCAUGCGCUGA